Molecule: messenger RNA, 417 nt
Organism: Cucurbita pepo subsp. pepo (vegetable marrow)
Lineage: Eukaryota; Viridiplantae; Streptophyta; Magnoliopsida; Cucurbitales; Cucurbitaceae
Product: RING-H2 finger protein ATL48
Source: RefSeq, a predicted model, not a curated record
AUGGAGCUUAUCGUAUCCCUGAUACUGAUACUUCUGGGAAUUGCCAUUUUGGUGUUGAUUAACGUGUGGAUAGUUGGGAGAGCGUUGAGGGGAGGGUUUGAAAAUGAAGCGACGACUGUGGGAAGAAGCAGCAACAAUAACGGGGAAGCAACAGGCUGCAUGCGCAGAGAUGACUUGGAGAAGCUUCCAUGCUUUCAAUAUAUGGCUAUGGAGGAACCAAUGGGCAGCCCUGUGGAUUGUGCAGUUUGCUUGGGGAAGUUCCAGAUGGGCGAGAAGUGCAGGCUGUUGCCUAUUUGCAAGCACAGCUUCCACGCUCAAUGCGUGGAUGAGUGGCUUUUGCUGACUCCUGCUUGCCCCAUUUGUCGAACAAGCACUCUCAACUCUCUAAAAGGAGUUGAUGGAGAUGAAAGAUCAUGA